AAAGAAGCAGUCGAGUCAUUCUUGGUUAGAGAAUUGCACUGUCAUUUGAAUAUUAUCAGUUUCAUAAGCAGUGUGGAAGGCUGGAAAGUGUUGGCUGUUAUUAUUGAAGAAGGCAAACUUGAACCAUGCCUAUCGACUAUUUGGGUUUUGCUUAUGCCGCUACAGUGGCAGCUGGUGGCAUUGUUGGUUAUGCGAGAGCUGGUAGCAUACCUUCUUUGGGUGCUGGCCUUCUGUUUGGAAGCAUACUGUGUUAUGGAGCUUACCAAACAUCUCAAAAUCCUAACAACUACUUGUUGCUGUUGGGAACCAGUGCUGUACUAGGAGGCCUCAUGGGUUACAGAUUUUACAACUCCAGGAAAUUUAUGCCUGCUGGACUAGUGACAAUCUUAAGUGUUGGAAUGGUUUUGAGAAUUGCAGCAAAAAAUGCUGGCCUACUUCAGACAAAGCCUGUUGAAUAGUUCUUGUUUUUUCAUUCAUCUGACCAUGCACUUAUGCAAGGUGGCGUUGUAUUUAAUAAAGUAAAAUAUCUAUACCAUAUAUCAUGAUAAUUUUUGUACUUGCUUUGUUUUGAAAUAAAAUGGUUAAGGCAUA
Messenger RNA from Cryptotermes secundus, 591 nucleotides. Its product is annotated as transmembrane protein 14C. The transcript has 3 exons. Gene Ontology annotation, biological process: regulation of heme biosynthetic process. Gene Ontology annotation, cellular component: mitochondrial membrane. NCBI's taxonomy places the organism in Eukaryota, Metazoa, Arthropoda, Insecta, Blattodea, Kalotermitidae. Bases 126 to 458 code for a protein of 110 amino acids. The record is from RefSeq and is a predicted model, not a curated record.